CCUCCUGUGCAUAAUACCUAACAAUCUGACACUCCCACUUCCUCCCUCGGCCCGCCUCCUGGCGUCGCCGAGGUAUAUAAGCCUAGGCGGGCAGGCUGACACACCGGAGUCUCUCGAAGCUGCUGGUCUGAUAACUAAGAGGCAUCAUGGGUUGUCUGGCUCAAAUUUUCUUUGCGGGCCUGUUGGUGGCUGCCGUGAGGGCCGCCCCGACAGAGCUGGAGGCGCACCACCCUCUGGCAGGCACUGACUACCACGCCACAAGCUCCUCCAGCCACGGCUUCUCGGGCCAUCAGGAGACUCCCACAAGCGAGCACCAUGGAUUCCAGGCCCCAGGAGAAGAAGACCACGAGACUGAGAGCGCACCUGAGCACACCUUUAAAACCGACCAUGGUGUCGAAGUCAAGCCUGAACACACCUUUGAGACUGGCCAUGGAUUCGAGGCUCAGCCGGGACACGCCUUUGAGACUGGCCAUGGAGCCGAAACCGAUCUCGAGCACCACGGGGCCGAAGUUGAACCUGAGCACACCUUUGAAACUGACCAUGGAGUAGAUACCGAGCCUGAACACUCCUUCUCAGCCCAUGAUGCCGACACCGAACCCGAACACGGCGCUGAGGAAGCCCACGCCACCAACAACGAGGAAGAAGUCACCGAAUCCUCACCCUUCAGUGUCGCCCACGAGGAGCCCGACUUCCACAAGGAGGCGCACGAGGCCGUGCCUCCUUUUGGCCUCAAGCAUCACGACGAGCCUGAGGAUGUCCACGUCACCGACCCCUAUUCACCUUCCGCCCCGACCUUCGGACACCAUUAACUUAAGAGAAGGUUUCAAUCUCUUAUAAGAGAUUACAAUCCCUAAUAUGUGAUUUCAAUACCAUGUAUACGGUUAUAAUAACCAAACAUAGGUUUCAGUCCCUUAUAUAGGAGAUUUCAAUCUCUUAUAAAAGAUUUCAAUCACUUAUAGGUGAUAUCAAUCACAUAUAAGAGGUCAAAAUUCCUAAUUAAAGGUCUUAGUCCCUUAUAAGUGAUUCCAAUCGCAUAUAAGAGGUUUAGUAACUAAACAUAAGUUCCAAUACCUUAUAGAAGGUUCAAAUCAUUUUUCAAAUGUUCAAUUCUUUAUAGAAGGGUAUAAUCCUACAUAAAAUGUUCAAAUCACUUA
Eriocheir sinensis (Chinese mitten crab) is the source of this 1154-nucleotide messenger RNA. RefSeq names its product kininogen-1-like. The coding region runs from base 147 to 809 and encodes 220 amino acids. NCBI's taxonomy places the organism in Eukaryota, Metazoa, Arthropoda, Malacostraca, Decapoda, Varunidae. The record is from RefSeq and is a predicted model, not a curated record. The transcript has 2 exons.